AUGGACUACACACAGUACGAUACAGAACUCAGCACACUCAUGAGCGAGGUCGUGCUUCAACUCCCCCAGGUCGAUAUGGCAACUGUAGAUCCUCUCAUUCCAUGCCAACCCGGAAAAAUUCCCUUCUCACGAUUGGAUAGCACUUUAUUGAGUGUGAGCUACAAGUUACGAGAUCCCAAAAUCAGUUUCUAUCAGAAAAUGAUUUUUCUCAAUUCCAUCGUGAUGAAUAAUUUAGAUUUGGUCUAUUUAUUGUUUGGAGGUGAUCCAAGACAUUCCGGUUAUUUACCUUCUUCUUCGUUGUGGUCGAUCAUGAAAGAAAAUUUAUGUAUUCCGAAAAAUCAAGCGAGUAUGAUGGACGGAAGAUUGAGUACUUUUCAUAUCAUGUAUACCUUGUUGUCUUAUUCUGUAGAUCGAAUGUUGUUUUAUUUUCCGGAUGUUAUCUUUGAUUUGUUGUUGGUGAGUCCUUCUUCAUCGCUUUUGAAUGAAGGUUCAAAUCAUGAUUUGGCAGCAUCAACAAAUGAUCAUUUAGUCAUGUCCACUAUCUAUGAUACUCCUAAUGCUGUAGGAUUGGCAGUUUCCAUUGCACAAAAUUUGACAGGUUGGUAUCAAGGAGCUCUUGAAGAUCGACAAGAAAAGGCCAAGUAUUUUGAGUGUAAUUUGGAGACCUUUGAUUUGAUGUUGGACUUGAUGAAGGAUCGUUUAUUCAUGUUUAUUGUGGCAUGUAUCAAAUGUACAGAGAAGGAUCGUUUGAUGGUGGUUUGUUUUUUGGAUAAUUUAUGUGAUUUGUUUGGUACAAUGAGAUUGAAUGAACGUGAAGAAUUUGUAUUCGAUCAACAAAAGAGUGUACAAAGCUCAUUCAACAGUCAAGUGAGUUCAUUGGAUACAAAAGAAACAAAUGGUUCGAAAAAGUUAUCAAAUCUUUUGAGUUCCUUGUACAUGACUGAGGCCUACGAUCGACAGGAAUAUGUCGAAUAUUUAGUGGACACUUUUUCAAAUCAUUCAUCCAAGAAAAUAAGAGAUUCGAUCACCUCCUUUUUGGGUCUCAAUCUCAUUCGUAAAGUGAAACAGAAAAUUCAACAAAAGAAAUUGAACAAGUUGAAAUUGAAUUCAAAGCUUGCUAAAGAUGCAUCUAUUGAGGAAUAUUUUGCAAUUGUGUGUGAAUUUGGUGGAAGAAAGCGUAAAUUUAGAGUUAGCAAUGUGAAUUCAAUUGCUGAGCUACAAGACAAAAUUACACAAGAAUACUCACAACGAAAGAGAAGUUCUCAAGCACUUUCAACAUCCAACGAUCAAAAGAAUGUAUUACAACUUUUCCUUUCCUCAGAAAAUGCAGAUGCAAAAACAGAUAAUUCCGAACCAACAAUUGGACAACGUGGAGAUUGGGUCGAUCUCGAUGAUUUCAACUAUUUACAAGUCUCUCAAAGAAAUAUUCAAUCCAAAAAGGUCAUUAAUGAAGUCAUCAAUCAACUUCGAUUGGUCAAGAAAGUGGUCACAAAAAUUGCAGAAGUGUCUGGAACUUCCUUCAUGGACAAAUCUUCCUUUUUAUCUGAAUCAUUUGUUCCAUCAAGAUUUGAAGAGGAUGACAGUGCUCUUGCAACUAAAGGAUCCUCAGAAGGAAAUACUUCCCGACAACUCUCUGAUAAGACCAACAGCUCUGGAGGUUCACUUGAAUUUUCAAACAAUACCUUAUUGAGUAGUAUCAAUGAUGGCUCUCAAAUGUCAAGCGACAUGUUUAACAAACCUCAAUCACAACCAACUCAACAACAACCAAUUCAAAAUAGUGGCAUCGAGCUGAGUGGAAUUGAGAUGAGUGGAAUCGAAGGAAGCCAAUUCAUGUCUUCACUCGAAAAUUUAUCAUUUGUAGACACUGGAGAUCAUCCUGUUUUCUCCUCCGAUGAAGAAGAUAAUUAA
Naegleria fowleri is the source of this 1908-nucleotide messenger RNA. RefSeq lists its product as uncharacterized. The transcript has a single exon. The record is from RefSeq and is a predicted model, not a curated record. NCBI's taxonomy places the organism in Eukaryota, Heterolobosea, Eutetramitea, Acrasida, Naegleriidae. The coding region runs from base 1 to 1908 and encodes 635 amino acids.